AUGCCGGGAGAUGCCAAUUCUCCAAAGGCGCUGAAAUCCAAAGUCGAGUUAGUCAAGCGACAGCGCCGUCAGAACACGAGUUGUGAUCGAUGCAGACGGUCAAAACGACGAUGCACUGUGUCACCCAGUGUAGACGGAGUUUCUAGCAAGGUUUGCACAAAUUGCAAACGGCUAGGACACCAGUGUACAUUCGAAUUUGCUGAGUAUCAGUCAACAUCUGUGUCAAACAAAAGACAGAAGCGUCAGAACAAUCACCCAGACGGAUCAGCCCAACGGACUUGGUUGAGCGACUAUGACAGAACAAUUAUCGGAGCCGCUGAUAGCCCAAGCAAUGCAUUUGAUGCCACAUUUCUGACUGAACAAGAAGUUCUCUCAUCCUGGCUGAAUAUUGAUUUCGAUGGUUAUUUGGAAGGUACGCCAUCGUUCGCAACCAACCUUGAGCCGUCCAUUCCGUCCUCAGAGCCACAUUCUAAAGGCACAUCCAUGGCAAAUGACGGCCCAGAGACUCAACUCACGCUUCAAUCAACUGGCUUUCCCAUAAUUAACACGAGCGGCUCAUCCCACUUUUUUCCGAAAAUUGGACUUUCAUUCAACAGCCCCAUCCACUUGUUGAACAGUGGAAUAGACGUCAAGAUUCUCGGUGAUCGCCUGACAAGAAUUUAUGAAGCGAUAGCGACGGCUAGCUGCUCGAGAUUCCUGGAUUAUGAUUGCAAUCUCUAUGCAUCUAGGAAUCGCUACCGGAUAGGAGACAGCGAGUCUGGUAGCUCAAUUGGAUCGGUUCCUGCCAUAUCUAAUGUGGAUCCACAAGCCACCUCGUCCAGCCAUGGUAUUUUAAUCCCAGCACAUGAUGAAUUUGGACAAGAGAUUUCUCUGCUAGGGAGUGUUCGUUUUCUUGAUCAUUUUGCCGAUCUAUAUGGUAAUCGGCUGGGCUUGACCGCACGGAAGAAAUCGGAUGAAGUUUUGAAGGCAGUACUGCGAGUCUUUUCCAUGCAAUGGCUUCCAAGUACACCUUCUACGGCUGAACCGACAUUCCUUUCCGGGGGUCCUUUCCUGAAUCAAGAUACCAGGCAAAGUGGGAAUGAAAACACCUUGGAUUCUUUUGUUGAUGCUUGGGUUCGGGCGCGAUCUCUUUUAAAUGAUGCGCACAAUGUUCGAUCAUUUCGAGUCAUUCUCGCAACAAUUACAUUCGUUGGCAUUGUCACGCCGAUGAAGAUAGUUGAAAACGAAGGUUUCUUGCCGACUGGUUUGCUCGAUACUGGUUUACAAAAAUUGGCUCAUUUGGAUCGACUUGUCACUAGUUAUUGUGCCAACCUUGGUCCAUCCUCCAUCUAUGGAUCCCUCGCGGAAACGAGUUUGAAUAUCAUUCGAUGGGCUGGAUAUAUCCGUGAUACAGGAGCAGCACUAUCAAUGAAUCACAAGUCCAAACUACCAGAUCAAUGGGGUCCUUCAAAGGGUGAGUAG
Molecule: messenger RNA, 1461 nt
Organism: Penicillium soppii
Lineage: Eukaryota; Fungi; Ascomycota; Eurotiomycetes; Eurotiales; Aspergillaceae
Product: Zn(II)2Cys6 transcription factor domain-containing protein
Exons: 1
Coding region: 1-1461 (486 amino acids)
Biological process (GO): regulation of DNA-templated transcription
Molecular function (GO): DNA-binding transcription factor activity, RNA polymerase II-specific; zinc ion binding
Source: RefSeq, a predicted model, not a curated record